AUGUUCAGGGGUUGCGGCCUGUUCGCGUGCGCCCGCCGGGGCCGCGGCGACCUCAGGAAGCGCGGGGAGCUAGGCGGCGCGAGCUCGCGGGUGGCGCCGGCCGAGCCGGAGCCGGUGUGCGUGGACGAGGCCGAGGCAGAGGACAGCGGCGCCGCGCCCGCGCGGCAGCUGGCGUGGGCGGAGGUGGAGACCGCCACGGGCGGGUUCUCGUCCAAGGUGGUCGGCCGCGGCGGGUUCAGCACCGUGUACCUCGCCUCGCUCUCCUCCUCCUCCUCGCGGCUCGGCGCCGUCAAGGUCCACUGCAGCAGCGAGCGCCUCCACCGCGCGUUCCGCCGGGAGCUGGACGUGCUCCUCUCCCUCCGCCACCCGCACAUCGUCCGCCUCCUCGGCUACUGCGACGAGCGGGACGAGGGCGUGCUGGUGUUCGAGUACGCGCCCAACGGCGACCUCCACGAGGCGCUUCACGGCGGCGCGGGCGGCGUCCUCCCCUGGGCGCGCCGCGUGGCGGUCGCGUUCCAGGUGGCCUCGGCGCUGGAGUACCUCCACGAGGGCCGUGACCCGGCCGUCAUCCACGGCGACAUCAAGGCCUCCAACGUCCUCCUCGACGCCAGCAUGGACGCCAAGCUCUGCGACUUCGGCUUCGCGCACGUCGGCGUCUCGGCCACCAUGGGCGGCCGGCCUUCGGAUCGCGCCGUCAUGGGCUCCCCGGGCUACGUCGACCCCCACCUCCUCCGCUCCGGAGUGGCCACCAGGAAGAGCGACGUGUACAGCUUCGGCGUGCUGCUGCUCGAGCUCUUGACGGGCAAGGAGGCCGUCUGCCGCGAGACAGGGCACCGCCUCACGGCCGCGGUGAGGCCUAAGCUCGGCGACGGCCAAGUGUCGGACGUUCUGGACCAGAGGUUGGGAGGAGACUACGACGUCGCUGAGGCGGCCGCCGUGGCGGAUCUCGCCAUGCAGUGCGUCAGUGACAGCCCCGGGCUCCGGCCAUCCAUGGCCGACGUCGUGCGCGUGCUCCAGGAGAAGACCUCCGCCGCUGGAUCGAGACUGGACCGCAAGAUGUUGUCCUAA
This is a messenger RNA of Miscanthus lutarioriparius, 1068 nucleotides long. Lineage: Eukaryota; Viridiplantae; Streptophyta; Magnoliopsida; Poales; Poaceae. The record is from the annotation of a GenBank genome assembly.